Molecule: messenger RNA, 2433 nt
Organism: Mustela lutreola (European mink)
Lineage: Eukaryota; Metazoa; Chordata; Mammalia; Carnivora; Mustelidae
Gene: B2M
Product: beta-2-microglobulin
Exons: 4
Coding region: 61-447 (128 amino acids)
Biological process (GO): immunoglobulin production involved in immunoglobulin-mediated immune response; antigen processing and presentation of exogenous peptide antigen via MHC class II; immune response
Cellular component (GO): MHC class I protein complex; MHC class II protein complex
Molecular function (GO): MHC class II protein complex binding
Source: RefSeq, a predicted model, not a curated record
UUCUGAUUGGCGGUGCGCGCGAGUACUAUAAGUGGAGGCGCCCGGCGGGCGGGCCACUCUAUGUCCCGCGCUGCUCCUACUCCGGUGGCGAUGGCGCUUCUCUGGACGUUGGUCUUCGUCGGGCUGCUCUCUCUGUCCGGCGUGCACGCCGUCCAACGUACUCCAAAAAUUCAGGUUUACUCACGGCACCCCACAGAGAAUGGAAAGCCAAAUUUCCUGAACUGCUAUGUGUCAGGAUUCCACCCACCAGAAAUUGAAAUCGAACUGCUGAAGAAUGGAGAGAAGAUGAAUGCAGAACAGUCAGACCUGUCUUUCAGCAAGGACUGGAGUUUCUAUCUUCUGGUCCACACUGAAUUCACUCCCAAUGGACAGGAUGAAUUUAGCUGCCGUGUGAAGCAUGUUACUCUCAAAACUCCCCAGGUCGUUAAAUGGGAGCGAGACAACUAACCAGCAUCAUGGAGAACUAGAAAGACCCCGAAUAGCCAAAGGAAUAUUGAAAAAGAAAACCAAAGCUGGUGGUAUCACAAUUCUGGACUUCAAGCUCUAUUAUAAAGCUAUAAUCAUUAAGACAGUAGGUACUUGCACAAAAACAGACACAGGUCUAUGAAACAGAAUAGAAAAUCCAGGAAUGGCCCCUCAACUCUACAGUCAACCAUUUUUUGACAAAGCAGGAAAGAAUAGCCAAUGGAAAAAAAGGCAGUCUCUUCAACAAAUGAUGCUGGGAAAAUUGUACAACCCAAUGGAGAAGAAUGAAACUGGACCAUUUCCUUAUACCAUACACAAAAAUAGACUCAAAAUGGAUAAAAGACCUAAAUGUGACACAGGAAUCCAUCAAAAUCCCAGAGAAGAACAUAGGCAGAAGAACACCUCUGUGACCUUGGCUAAAGCAACGUGCCAGACACAUUUCCAAAGGCAAAAAUGAACUAUUGGGACUUCAUCAAGAUGAAAAGAUUCUGCACAGCAAAGGAAACAAUCGACAAAACCAAAAGACAACCUACAGAAUGGGAGAAGAUAUUUGCGAAUGUCUUAUCAGAUAAAAAGGCAGUAUCCAAGAUUUAUAAAAAAAAAACUUACCAAACUUAACACCCAAAGAACAAAUAAUCCAGUCAAGAAAUGGACAGAAGACAAGAGACAUUUCUCCAAAGAAGACAUCCAAAUGGCCAACAGACACGUGAAAAAAUGCUCCACAUAACCUGGCAUCAAGGAAAUACAAAUCAAAACCACAAUGAGAUGCUACCUCACAUUAGUCAGAAUUGCUAAAAUUAACAAGUCAGGAAAUGACAGAUGUUGGCAAGGAUCUGGAGAAAGGGGAACCAUCUUACACUGCUGGUGGGAAUGCAAACUGGUACAGCCAUUCUGGAAAACAGUAUGCAGGUAUACCUAGGAGUUUAAAAUAGAGCUACCCUAGGACCCAGAAAUUUUACUGUAUUUACCCCAAAGAUACAAAUGUAGUGAUCUGAAGGGGCACCUACACCCCAAUGUUUAUAGCAGCAAUGUCUACAAUAGCCAAAUAUGGAAAGAGCCUAGAUGUCCAUCAACAGAUGAAUGGAUAAAUAAGAUGUGGUAUAUAUACACAAUGGCAUACUACUCAGCCAUCAAAAAAUUGAAAUCUUAUCAUUUGCAAUGACAUGGAUGAAAGUAGAGGGUAUUAUGCUAAGUGAAAUAAGUCAAUAGGAGAAAGAAUCACAUGACUUCACUCAUAGGUGGAAUUUAAGAAACAAAACAGAGGAUCAUAAGGGGAAGGAGGGAAAAAUAAAAUAAGACGAAAUCAGAGAGGGAGACAAACCCUAAGAGACUCUUAAUCAUAGGAAACAUACUGAGGGUUGCUGGAGGGUAGGAAGGUGGGAGAAUGGGGUAACUGUGUGAUGGACAUUAAGGAGGGCAUGUAAUAUAAUGAGCACUGGGUGUUAUAUGCAACUGAUGGAUCACUGAAUGCUAACUCUGAAACUAAUAAUACACUCUAUGUUAAUUGAAUUUAAAUAAAAUAAAAUCUAAAAAAAAUUCUCUUGCAUUUUCUUAUAAUUUUCCCUUUCAGAAAAAUUUAUAAGGGUCCAAGAAACCAGAGGAAGACAGCGUGUUAUGAUACAGGUUCUAGAACUGCAGAGAGAGUACAAGAGGAUCUCACACCUUAAAGUGACCAAAGCAAGUGAUAGUGAGAAAAAGCUGUAAGGUGGGAAUUAUGGCUUAAAGGCAAUUCACCAAGGUAAAUCAAGAAAAAAGAUAUCUGGAAGACAGAGACCAAAGAAAUACAGAAAUGUGAAUUAGAAUUCAGCAAUUUUAACCUGGAAUUGCUUUGUUGACCCAAAGACCUACAGGGAACAUUGAGACAAGACUGCGACUAUAGCUUAGUGUUUUGUGUGUUACAUUCCUCAAGAAUGGCGAUUCAUUUAUUUAUUAAAUAAAUAAAUAAAAUCUUAAAGGGAAAAAAAAGAA